UUGGGAACUCUUUGAUUAGAAGCCACGUUAAGUUUUAGUUUCAGUUUCUCUUGUUGCUCUUUGAAUUCCAUCUGAGCUGAAUAAAGAACUGCUCUGUGUUCCAGCUAUCAAGUAGUGCUUGCUCCUGCAACCCAUAUUCAAAACACACACAGAAAAUACUACACAGAGCAAGGUACCUGAGUGUGACCGAAAAACAUCAUGUUGCAAAUAGACCAGUAUGGAAACACGACACUACAUUACGCUGCCAGAACCAACAAUAUGGCAAGAGUAGUCGAACUUCUGUCUGAUGAAUAUAGUGUCAUUAGCAGGAACGGGAGCGGUCUCACUCCUCUGCAUUUUGCAGCCUUUGGCGGGAAUGUAGGAAUAUUACGAUUGCUGCUCUCGCAUGCACCACAUGCCAUAAAUCUGCAGAGUAUAAAGGGCUCGUCUCUCUUACAUGAGGCUGUGCUUGGAGCAAACACCAAUGCCGUUAAAUUCCUCAUAAAUAAUAGAGCUAAUCCAAAUCUGCAGGACCAGGAGGGUAACACACCUUUACACAUUGCCGUACUGAAGAUCCCUACACAUGUGGCUGUGCAGAUCUGUCAGGCGCUGUUGGACGGAGGGGCAGCCACUAACCUACAGAAUGAGAUUGGUGAAAACUUUUUCUUUGCUGCCAUGAGGAGAGUGGCAAAAGGUGGAUCCCGAAGCUCAGAUUUGCUGAUGUCUCUGGCCAUGCUGCACGGCGGUAACUUGUUGCAUCGGAACGCGGACGGUCUCACUAUUCUGGACGUGCUGAGGCGGGAAGGAGCUCCACUUAAAGUCAUCAGGGAUAUUCAGAAAAAGACCCAGGAGCAGCAGAAGUUGUUCCUGGACCAGACAUCCUACAAUAUCUAUCAGCCUCCUCCUCCCACACAGAUUCCAGGGCCCUCAGGCCGCUGGCAAAGGCGGAAAGGGAAAUUGUUUGUGUGCGGGCAAACAGGAGCCGGGAAAACCACGUUCACCCAAACAUUAUCAAAGACUGGACUGCUCCCCUGGCUGCAGUAUCUCUGCACUGAACCAAAUCCCCCAGAGUCCACCAAAGGCGUGUCCUUGUGUCACAGUGAAUAUGAAGCUGGCUCUGUAGUUAUCUGGGACUUUGCCGGCCAAAUGGAAUAUUAUUUCACUCAUGCCUUGCUGCUUGCCACACGUGGGGAGAACGUCGUAUAUUGUUUGGUCUUCAGUCUGGAAGGUGUGGAGAGUGACCAUAGAGGCGCACAGAACCGGAUAUAUGAACAGGUAAUGAAAGGAACAAGGAGUCAUUUAUAUAGACAUAAACCUGUAAUUGGGUUUAUUGGUGCACAGGGAGGGGCUGGCAUGUGUUAG
Messenger RNA from Bombina bombina (fire-bellied toad), 1341 nucleotides. RefSeq names its product ankyrin-3. Gene Ontology annotation, cellular component: cytoplasm; nucleus. The transcript has 11 exons. NCBI's taxonomy places the organism in Eukaryota, Metazoa, Chordata, Amphibia, Anura, Bombinatoridae. Gene Ontology annotation, molecular function: protein binding. The coding region runs from base 199 to 1341 and encodes 380 amino acids. The record is from RefSeq and is a predicted model, not a curated record.